UCUGAUUCCCUGCUAUCCCUCUCUCCAGUACCUCCUCCACUACCUGGUCUCCCUGAAGAAGUGGAUGAACCGGCACACGUGGGAGAGGACGCCGGUGGCCGUGACCGCAUGGGGGGCCCUCCGCGACAGCUACCACGGCACCGUGUGCCUCCGUCACACCCCCCAGCACGUUGCCGUGGCCGCCCUCUACUUCGCCCUGCUCUGUUACGGCGUGGAGGUGCCCGGGGACGCCACGGGGGAGCGGGCAUGGUGGCAGGUCUUCAGCGAAAGCGUGACCAAAUCCAUCAUGGACGCCAUCGUCAAGGAGAUUGUCCAAAUCUACGAGAUGGACGCCAGGCCCUGAGGGAGGGAGAAGGGGGUCGCGGCGGUGAUUCCUCGGAUAUGAGACCGGUCUGAGAGUGUGGCGGCCCCCCUCCCCGCCUCACCACACCCCUGCCCCCCCGCCCUCCAAUCGUUCGGCGUUCCAGAACCUUCCAGCACCAGGAAGAGUGGCCCCGAGAAUCGGAGGGGUUUCUCGGACUGAACGGGAGGAGGGGGGGUCUACGGCGGCAGGGUUUGUGGGGUGAGGGGGUGGGCGGCCAUUCUGGCCCUCCCCUGUGCCUUGUUGUAUUUUUCUGCCCCAUUAAAGUUUUGCCUUCGCCUAUCU
Molecule: messenger RNA, 646 nt
Organism: Rhincodon typus (whale shark)
Lineage: Eukaryota; Metazoa; Chordata; Chondrichthyes; Orectolobiformes; Rhincodontidae
Gene: ccnq
Product: cyclin Q
Exons: 2
Coding region: 65-343 (92 amino acids)
Biological process (GO): regulation of transcription by RNA polymerase II
Cellular component (GO): nucleus
Molecular function (GO): cyclin-dependent protein serine/threonine kinase regulator activity
Source: RefSeq, a predicted model, not a curated record